This is a messenger RNA of Salvia miltiorrhiza (redroot sage), 1732 nucleotides long. RefSeq lists its product as uncharacterized. Gene Ontology annotation, biological process: protein transport. Lineage: Eukaryota; Viridiplantae; Streptophyta; Magnoliopsida; Lamiales; Lamiaceae. The record is from RefSeq and is a predicted model, not a curated record. The transcript has 6 exons. Bases 174 to 1541 code for a protein of 455 amino acids.
GAAAUUUCAUCAAUACUUGGAAACUAAGGAAAGUCGCAGCUCAUACGCGUAGCAUCCGCUUGUUGUGGAGCAGCUCCCCGUUUUCUGUUCAUAUAUAUUUAUUUGAUACACCGAUUUCCUCCUCUCGAUAUCGAUAAACAGAUCAUAAUUUCGAAACACACACAGUAACGACGAUGCUUGAUUCUUUCUUCAGCAAAGGUUUCAAAUCUUCCAAAUGUAAAACUCUGUUGAAGCUUACAAUCCCUCGGAUAAAGUUGUUGAGGAAUCGAAGAGUGAUUCAUAUAAACCAGAUGCGUCGAGAAAUCGCCAAGCUCCUUGAGACUGGCCAGGAAGCCUCGGCUAGGAUUCGGGUAGAGAAUAUUCUAAGGGAAGAGAAGAUGAUGGCUGCUCAGGAAUUAGUUGAAUUGUACUGUGAGCUUAUUAUUGCUCGCCUUCCAAUCAUCGAUGCACAAAAGGAAUGCCCUCUUGACUUGAAAGAAGCCAUUUCUAGUGUAUGCUUUGCUGCACCAAGGUGUGCCGAUCUGCCAGAGUUGCAACAGGUGCAGAUGCUAUUCGCUGGUAAAUACAGUAAAGAAUUUGUGUCUUCUGCAACUGAGCUUAUGCCCGAAUGUGGUGUCAAUCGGCAGUUGGUUGACCUUUUAUCUGUGCGAGCUCCAUCUUCUGAUGUUAAACUGAAACUGCUUAAGGAUAUUGCCAAAGAGCAUGAGCUUGAUUGGGAUCCAAGUGCUUCUGAAAAUGACUUACUGAAGACUCAUGAAGACUUGCUGAAUGGGACAAUGCAGUUCAUCAGCGAUCACACAGUGCCCCUUGCUGAAUCCCAUAACGACGAGGCUAAGUCUACAAAUUCUACAACUUCAGAACCAGAUGCCGGUGAACACCCUGAUUCCGAUGAGGACUUUGAUAUCAUUGAUUUUCCAGAAGUUCCUAGGCAGCCGGGAGUUGGUUCGGGACUGAAUCCUAUGAUGAAAGAAGAUGCAGCGGUCAAAAUUCCAACUGGCGAACAAUUUGUGCCAUUCAUACAUCAUCCUCCUUCACAGUCGUCGUCUGUACAGUUUCCUGUGAAGGAAAAUGGUUUAUCUCCCUCCGUCACAAAGGCCAUCGGUGAUGAUGCUGAUUUACAGGAUGUGUUGGCUGCUGCUCAGGCAGCUGCGGAGACAGCAGAGGGCGCAGCUGCAGCUGCUCGAUCAGCAUCUACCCUUGCUCAACUUCGUAUCACUGAGCUCAUGAAGAAGAAGAAGGACGAUUUCUCAUACUCUGAAACUGAGAAUCCGUUUCACAUCGACAAAACCAAUUCAGACCUUGAAGAGGAGGUUGAAUUAGAUGCAGAAAACCCGUUUGCUCAUUCUAACACAACCCCCUUCACUUCUCCACGCCGGAACAGCACCUCGGAACACUCUUCCGGUGAUGCAAAAUGCGGCUUCGGGUCCUACGACGAUGCUUUUAGCUAUGGCAGUCUUAACCCGACUCAGGCAUCGUCACCAAUGGAUGACGAUACGUAUUUCUCGUACCCAAACCUAUUCACAUCUCAAGGCUCCAAGUAAGCAAAUGAGGCUUAGUUUCCAGUUUUGUGAUACUCUUUCUUGAGAUUUGUUUCCUUUAGGGGAAAUAUUCGAGGUUUUGUUGUGUGUUGUAUGUAUGUGUUCAAACAAACUGCUGUAAAUUUGAUUGGCAAUUUUGUUUGUUGAUGAAACCAUAUGUUGAGCGCCAAGAAUUUUUCCAAUCUUCAUCUUCA